Molecule: messenger RNA, 6528 nt
Organism: Lytechinus pictus (painted urchin)
Lineage: Eukaryota; Metazoa; Echinodermata; Echinoidea; Temnopleuroida; Toxopneustidae
Product: interferon-induced very large GTPase 1-like
Exons: 1
Coding region: 1-6528 (2175 amino acids)
Molecular function (GO): GTP binding
Source: RefSeq, a predicted model, not a curated record
AUGGGCGACCUACAGGAACAAUACAAGGAAAAGCUAGAAGAGACCCAAAAUAUUCUGAACGAUCUGAUAGAUCUGAGAAAGAAGGGCAUACAUCAUUAUGACGACUUGAUAAGCAAUAAACUAGAACAGUUGAGGCAGUUAAUGUCAGUUGAUAAAAACCAUUGGAUAGAACAAUUUGACGAUGAAAGCCUUGAUGACACGGUUGGGAAAUUGAGCUCUGAACUUGGCAGAUUAGUUGAGGGUAGACCAAGAAAUACUGUUGCAGAAAUUCUGGAAAAUACUUCAGGGGGGCUAGCUUUGAGAGGUAUUCUAGUAGGUGAUGCAUUUCAUGAUGAUUGCUUGAAACGCAUCGUGCUGAGCGCACCAAGUGAUGUUGAACUGAUGAAUCCUUUAAUGGCGCAAAUUGACAAGGUUGAGAACUUUUCGUCUAAAUCACAGUCUGAUAAUUUUCACCGUUCUCUUGAUACAAUGGGGUACAGGGCUGCUGUUACUAUGAAAAGUGGACGUUUGGGGUUCAAUGCUGAAGCUGAUUUUUCCCAGAAGUACGAGGUGGAAGAGGAAAAAGAAUCAACAUGUCACAGGCAGGUCCAGUUUGAAUCAAGUGUAAUGUACUCAAUUGUUCCCACUGCUGCAUGUGAGCUAAAUGAAAACAGCUUAAAACUCUCCCAACAAGCUCUGCAGGAACUCAAGUCCAUUGACACACUUUUGGAGGGAAGCGAAAACUUAGAACUUGUGAACAAAAAAUGUGAGGACUUUCUUGCAGCAUAUGGGUCACACAUCAAUGCUGGGGUUCUUCAUUUUGGUGGGAUUAACAAAUUUGUAGCAACAUACACUAGCGAAACAGAAUCUAACUCUGGUCAAAUUAAAUGUUUGGUUCGAGAUGCACUCAGUGCUUAUGCUUCUGCCAACUAUUCCGGCUUUGGAUUCAGUGGCUCAGUAAGUGCCGAUCAGCUAAAAACGAAUUGCAGCUUCAAAAACGACUAUGACAAAUCAGAGCAGGCUAAAACCAUCCUGCACACUACCAGGAAUGGUGGGCCACAGGAGGUAACUCCCUUCCAACUUUGGAAGAUAGGGCUUGUAGCAUGCAAUAGCACGUGGGCUCUCGUGGAUAGAGGGAAAUUAUUGUACUCAGACUUGGUUGGAGUGUGGAAGCUGGUUCGCAACCACAAAGAUGAGUUCAAGGAACCAUAUCAACUUGAAACAUCCUUGAUGACUGUCUGGGAAAGAAUGAGUGGCUACGUAGGACCAAAUGACAAAGAACUUACUUUCAUAAAAGGACUUCAAGAAAUGGACCUCUUAAUUGAGAAAAUUGCCAAGUGGAAUUCUUGUCCAAAACUACCAGAAAAGUGUAUUGAAUAUCUCCACGAGAUGCUGAAAACGGUCAAAGAGGUGGAGGCACAUACAAGCACAAAUAAGUACUGGGUGAACAAGUUAUGCACAGAAGUGAACAUAAGCAGCUUUUUGGAAAAGAUCGUAGAGCUGAGAGAUAACUUUGACCCCAAGAAUGUGUCCGAGAUAAGGUGUUUGAUAAGGGAGCUGGUCAAUCCAGUUGGAUUGAGAGAGUUUCCAUGCAAACAGAUGAUCAUGAAGUGGGCGGUGAUCACAGAAACUAAGGACAUCCCACUUUUAAUGGCCAAGGUCCACGUGAAUAACAUAUCAGGUCUGAUAAGGAAUCUGAAGGAAAUAUUCAUACCAAAUCUCCAGAAAGAACAUGCAAACAAUGAAGAGGGAAUCGUAGAGGUAUCUGACAGUAUAAACGCAAGAGCGACAGUUGACCUGGCACUCUGUGUUGGUCAGCUUCUAAGAGAUUUGCAGUCAUCAGCAAAAGAGCAUGAAAUGUUCUUUUUGGAAAUCGCACUAAGGUCUCUUCACUACCAUUGGCCUACAUUGAGGUUUGAAACGCUUCUUACAAUGGAGAAGCUACAGGAUUUUGUCCUGUCCAUUGAAGUGUCUUGGAAGGAGUUUCAGAUCCAGUUAACAAAAGGUAUCAUCCAACUUGAAGCAUUUCUUAUAAACGCCUUGAUAACCUCGGGCCACUUCGACGAAGGAGGAGAAUCAUCAGACGAUGAAUUCUCCGAGACAAUUAAAGAACUCAGGCAAGUUUUGUCAUCCAAAUUAAACGCAAUCUUGAACAGGUAUGCCACACAUUCACCCUUUAAUUGGGUAAAGAUAACCAAUAUCACUAAUGAACUUUCAAAAGGCAACAUGUCCGUUUGUGAAGAGAGAAGAGUAACUAUCUUUGAUCUGGAAAAUGUGGCCAUCUGCCAAGAUCGAAACACACAUGAACAGCGACCACUUAAAAAAACCACAUCUGGAAUCGCAGCACAAAGUGAAUUUUCAGAUACAUUGAAGGCCCUGGGUUUAGACAAAUACUUCCCAGCUCAGAUAACCCUUUUAAAUGCCAUGGAGAUUAAAAGGAUCACUCAGCCUUUGAAGCUGGCUGAAACCCCAUGGGCUAUCAUACACCAACUCCUCAUGAUUGAUUGCCAGGCAAGAGACAAUCAUCUCUCAGUGGAAAAUAAAUCAUCAUGCGUAAAGAAGCCUCAUGACGGAGGUGACUCUGAGUUUGAGGCUCUUCUUGAAAUGCAUAACAAUAGUGACGAUGAAGACAAGCCAGCAGAAAUCAACACAUUGGAUGCCAUUGUGGCCAUAUUCACAUGUUGUGACAACUUUCUAAAACAAGUACUUGCUCAGAAGCUUUUUGUUUGCAAACUUGCUAUUCCAUUUCUGUACCCUCUUGGAUCAGAAGACAAAGUUGGUAUGUCACUAUGGGCACUCAGAACCAUUAAUGUUCAAUGGAAAAGCAAUACAAAUGAAGCUUCAGAGACACCAGUGACAGAAAGGCAUUUCCCGUUGGUGUCGUUUAUCAGAUUGGGUAGACCACCUCUGUCUAAGUCUAAGCUGAUGAACGAUAUUCUUAGAAACGACAGUCACGACACCUUCUUUCACCAUGAUUGCAACAAUGGUAUGGUUCCCAGAAGGAUUACUAAUGGACUUGUUGAAUGUUCCUGGUUCAUAACAUCCUGCAAGGAGAAGGAAAAUCUACCAAGCACAACAAUGUUUCUUAAUUUGAGGGGCGACGCCUCAUCAUUGAAGAAACAGAUGAAGAUUUUGCAGGAAAUUUCAUCAGUGCUCUGUGUUAUAGUCACUGCUGAAGACCUGGCAAAAACCCAUAACACCGAGACUUGCCAACAAAUUUUGCAGACUGGUGGAAGAACCAUCCUCUUUUUGAUUAGAGGUGAUAACAAACAGAGCAGAGAGUGUCUUCAAGCAUUCUAUGAAGCAGUUGGCAAGGAUAUUCUGAAAGGGGUUCCUGUUAUAUCAUCUAAUACAAAGGAGGGUGUUCAGAAAAAUGCCAGUGAGCUCAAGAAUGAAGCUAGAAUGAAGCUGUCAGAGGUUCUGACUGGGUGUUCUGGCAUAUUGAUAGAAGAGUGUGCUCAACUCACGAGGGAUAUGGGGAUCGUCGUAGAUGAAUAUGAUGAUGAAGCCUGCGUUGAAGGCAAGGCACUUGCAGAAAGUGUUGUCUGUCACAUGGCAGGUAAAGGCACUGAGAAUUGUAAAGGCCUCCUUCUUCCGUUGCAAGGUGCGGAAUGGAUUGAGUACUGCAAACUGCUAAAGAAACAACACCGAGCAAGUGGAAAGGACUCGCAAUCAUCGUCAACAUACCAAGCUAGUCUAGUGAAACAGGAAAUGGAUCGUCUUCGUGAAAAGCAGGGGGAAAAAUGCAACCCACUUACUCCUUUCAUCAAAGACUUUAUGUCAACUCUUCAUAAUAACCAAGAUGUUGUUAUGUAUUUCUUAAGGUGGAUGAACAUCUUACUUGAUGAAAAGUUGAGAGCCACCUUGCCAGGUCUUCGCAGAAAAUAUCACGAGGUAUGGACUGAAUUUCAAGAGGCCAAGAUGGAACAGGACGAGGAAAAAUUGCGUCGUGUGAAAUUACAGGUUGAUGAUAAAGAAAAACAACUUUCCAGUGCAUCACUUGGACUAGAAAAUCUGUUCAGAGAACUAGGACAGAUUUAUGAGGCGGUGAAAGGAAGUCGUGAAAUCGGAAAAGCCACUCAGAAUGCUGUAGAAUAUCUGCCAGAGCGAGCUGCUGAACUGCUUUUGAAUGGCAUCCCCUUGGAACUGAUAGAUGGAGACGCAUCAAGUAUGCCUAUUGGGUGGGUGACCGCAGUGCUAAGUAAAGUUGAACACAUUAUUGGUGAAAAGAAGCUCUUUCUUCUCUCUGUCCUGGGCAUCCAGAGUUCUGGGAAAUCUACACUUCUCAACACCAUGUUUGGGUUGCAAUUUGCUGUCAGUGCAGGCAGAUGCACAAGGGGAGCAUACAUGCAACUAAUCCCAGUCGAUGGAAACGCUAAUUUGCCAUUUGAUUAUGUUGCUGUUGUAGAUACAGAAGGACUUCGGGCAACAGAUCUAGGACAACCUAAGUACGAGCAUGAUAAUGAACUUGCCACUCUCGUAAUUGGUCUCGGAGAUGUGACCAUGAUAAACAUUAAAGGAGAAAAUACAACUGAAAUGAACGACAUUUUGCAAAUCGCUGUGCAUGCCUUCUUAAGGAUGAAUCUUGUAAGGAAAAACAUCAAAUACAAUAGAACAUGCAUAUUUGUUCAUCAGAAUGUCCCGGCAGCUAAUGCAGAAGAACUGAUGAUGCAUGGAUGCCAGAAACUACAAGAGAACUUAGAUCAUAUGACGAAAGAAGCAGCCCUAAGUGAGAGCAUAUCAGACAUCCACAGUUUUUCCCAGAUUAUAAACUUUGAUGUGCAAAAACAUGUAAAGUAUUUUUCUGAUCUGUGGCAAGGUGAUCCACCUAUGGCCCCUGCAAAUCCUGGCUACAGUGAAAAGGUGAGGUCAGUCAGAUUGCAACUGUUAGAAAAGAUUACACUGGAGCAGAAAACAUUUCUGACGGCCUCUGAUCUGUCCAUUCGUCUUUCUGAUCUAUGGAAUGGAAUCCUCGCGGAGGAUUUUGUGUUUAGCUUUCGCAAUAGCCUUGAAGUAAAAGCCUACAACGGCUUGCAAUCAAAAUACUAUGCUUUGGAAUGGGAGUUACAAGACAACAUGAAAUCAUGGCUACACACCGCAGAGAUCGAAUUGAAAAGGUGUGAAACUCCCGAUGACUUAGACAAAUCGUAUCAGUCCCUCAUCGGUAAACAUCCGAUAGUUUUGACAGAAAAGGCUGAGGAAAUCAAGACUUGCCUAAUGGAAUAUUUCGAGAACUGCAAACACCAGGAAAUAGUCAUCCAGUGGCAGGGGACCAAGUUGAACCAAUUGAACGUUGCUGUUGAACAACAACAAUACGAGGGUCGGACAGAUUUGCUUUCAAUCAAAGAAGCACGCGAAGUAGAAAUCUUGCAGGCUAAAAAGUGGUCGAAGCAUGAGGUAUACAUCAUGAACAAAGCAGCUGAACUGGCAGGCAAUCUAAAAGGCAAAGAGGCGAGCGAUGCCGAACUGGAAGAGAAGUUUGAAUUGAUGUGGACGCCAAUGGUUCACGAGCUCGCAACAAAGACUGCAGAAAAGGAUCUGAGAAUGGAUGAAGUGAUGGAUGAAGUACUUUAUCAAAGAUUUCAUGCCCAUGGAAACUUUCUGAGAAAGGAGCUGCAGAAAAUGCCUUUGAAUAUUCCACUUCAGCAUCCAUCCUUGGAAAGUAGUAUCACUUUAGAUUUUGUAGAUAAGGAACAUAUUAGUAUUAAAAGAAGUAUGCUUGGACAAGUUGAGAAAGCCUUCAAGAGCCUAGCUGGUGCUGACAGCGGAGAACUAGAUGCCAUAAAUAAGACAGUGGCACUGACAAGGAGCAUCUUGAACGAAAUUAGCACUGAUUUAAACGUCCUUUCUAAACGCGACGUUAAAUUCAAUAAGUCCGACGCCACAGCGAUCAUUAAAAAACUAACCGCGAAAAUUGACACUCACAACGAAUCUCGAGACUGCAAUUUCACGAUUCUCUCUCCGUACACUGUAAAACUAGCAGUUCAUGUAAGCCGACAUUGUAUCCAAGUGUUUACGUUGAUGCAAUCAGAGUAUAACAAAAAGCAUGGCGUGAAAGCCAAGCUACAAAAUUACAAGAACACCGCAUGGAGUCUUUUCAAAAACAAAGUAAAGCAGAGUACAGAAGAAGUAUUCGCAGGUGACCUCCUAACCACACAUUUGAAGCAAAUCGUUCUGGAUACAGUAAAGAAAGCGAUUCCAAGAAAAUGCACGGAAGAAAUUCUCAGAGACUUCCAGAUGACAAAGUACUACCUAAUGGUCAAAAUGAUGGAUGACCUGGCAGUUAAAGGCAACUUCAAGGACUACAAAUCGUACAUUACGAAUGCCAGAGGAUUUGCCUUACAGUGGAUUACCGAAUACACACAUGAGAAGAUGUUUUCUAAAACAGAUUCAAGCAUGUCUAGGUAUGCAGAAAUAAGCAAGAGCCAUAUUGCAAAGAUCAUGCUGUGUAUUGCCAGAAGUGUUUCUCAUGCGACCACUGAGGUCGAGGGGAAAAGUGGCACGAGGAUCGCACUGUGGAUUAAACAUUUCUGUAGGAGAGUCUCGUAG